Cylicostephanus goldi is the source of this 381-nucleotide messenger RNA. NCBI's taxonomy places the organism in Eukaryota, Metazoa, Nematoda, Chromadorea, Rhabditida, Strongylidae. The record is from the annotation of a GenBank genome assembly.
UUGCGCGAUAUGUAUUCUCCGGAUGAAGUAGUAGCAAAAACAACAGUUAUCGUCGGCGGAAUCUGCCUGAAAAAGGAUAAAAAUUAUAACUGUACUGAAAAAGAUGUAGGGAAAACGAUGAGCGUCAAAAAAGCGUAUUAUAGUCUCUUCUUUGAAAAAAGCUGCGCUGGUAGCGAAGAUAUAGCAAUUCUCGAACUCACGGAAGACAUACCAAAGAAUAUUAAUCAUAUUUGUCUUCCACAAUUCCAUAAGACUGACGAGCUUUUUGAUCUACAGUCUACUAAGUUGUUUUCUUAUGGUUGGGGAGUUGACCCAACGAAGAAAGGAUUUAGAGACGCUCCGACGCCGUAUCUCCAAAAAAUCGAUCUGGGUGAGGAAUGA